AUGGCUGUGGAACAAGUCGAAGGAGUCAGUCUUUCGCUGUUCAAAAUACCUUUUCCUGCUCGAGACGACGGAGACGAAACCGUAAAGUUGAAGUCUGAUGCUCGGAAAGAAUGGCUAAGAGUAAUUCUAAGGACACGAGAAAACACGCCAGAGUUGAAAAAAAGAAUAAAUGAAAAUAAUAUAUUCUUAUGUGAGCUGCAUUUCAAACCCGAGUUGAUUUAUCAACGUAAGUAUCUCUUUAUUUUCUUUGUUUUUGCGCAAAUAUAUGGUAAUUAGACACUUGUCUACAUACAUACAUAAACAUUGAUCAUGGGUAAUGGCGUGCAACAAAUUUAUGUUUAUUUCGUUUGUAGAUGCCAAAAGAAAAACUUUGGAAACGGGUGCUGUUCCCACACAAAAUUUGCCGUCGAAAAGCCACGACUCGAAGCCAAGUAGCCGACGCUCUCUAGUACGAGAAAUUUCUGGCGAGACUCCUUCGACAUCUGCUUUGCCGCCUGUUGAUAUCGAAGGUAAAUCUGUAAAUGUUGUCAACGAAAGUUUUGAAGAGCUUGUUCCACGGGUGAAAGAAAGUAUAGCACUUCCAUGGGUUAUGAAAAAGUGCAACGACCUUGAAAUAAGGACGGAACUUUGGGACAAUAACUAUUCGCUACCGAAGUUUGUUUUACACGUCGAUAAAUGUUUGCAAUUUUCCUUGCAUAUUUUUAACUGGCUACUGCCCGACGAACACAGUAUCUACACUGCUCAUCGACGUCGAAUCACCUCUGCUGGAGUUGUUGAACUCUUGCAAUCUCUUCAAGACGAUGACUUCUUGAUAUGCGAAGGACUACACCAACACGCUGAAUACCUCACCACCAUUGCAAAAGAUCCUGAUGACCAAUCCCAUCCACUCCACCCAUCUGAUGUUGUACGGCAUUCUAUCCCAAAGAGUGUAGAAAUGGAUACAAAUUUUGGGGGUUUAGCUGUUUUUCGCUGUGUUACUUGUCAGGUUUUAGUUCGCAGACAAGACCAAGGUGACGUUAUCUGUGAACCAUGCAAACAACUACAAAGGAAAAUUGUAGCACAGCAAAAUCGCAGUACACGCCAAUCGAGUGCCCCUGCUAAGGAUAAAGCUCCCCUUACUCGUUGCAGUGCGGACAAGCUAAGAGGUUCAACAGUAGUGGAAAGUCGCGUAAAGUGUUCUUUGCUCGAAGCGAAAGUGAAAAGCCUCCAAGUUCAAAUAAAAAAGGAUUCAAUCACAGUUAGUGAGACCCUUGAAAAGGAUGUGUUGACAAUCAUGGGUGGACAUAACUUAGAAAGCACACCACACAUGAAGUUCUUUUGGGAACAACAAGUCCGCCUGCGGCAAGCCAAUAAAUUUGGACGGAGAUUUCAUCCUCAAGUAAUUAGAUUUGCAUUGUCCAUUCAUUGCAAGUCUGCUUCUGCCUAUAGAGAGCUGAGAGAUAGUGGUGCCCUCAUAUUGCCCAGUGAACGAGUUCUUCGGGACUACAGAAAUUAUUUCAAACCUGGAGCUGGCAUUACCAAAGAAAACGUUGAGGAGCUCAAAGAAAAAGCAUCGAAGUUUUCUGGGAUUCAUAAGUAUGUGGCAGUGAUCAUGGAUGAAAUGAAGAUCCAAGAGAACCUUGUGUUUGACAAGACGUCUGGUGAGCUGAUUGGCUUCAUAGAUCUUGGCGAUCCUUUAACCACCUUUGCCAAUACUGACGAAGAAACCCCAAUUGCAUCCCAUGCACUGGCAUUUUUGGUUAGGGGGCUUUGCACCAAUUUGAAGCAUGUAGUUGCCUACUACUUUACUGGCAAUGUUACAUCAUUUCAACUACUUCCUUUGUUUUGGAAAGUGGUUGGAGUGCUUGAAACCACAGUAAAGUUGUGGGUAAUUGCUGCUGUCAAUGAUGGUGCUUCCCCUAACCGGAAAUUCUUUGCACUCCAUGCCAAGCUUGGUGGCACACUACCCUGUGGUCUAGUGUACAAGACACCCAAUCUUUUCGUUCUGACUCGGAUGAUAUACUUCUUUGCUGAUGUACCUCAUCUUAUCAAAAUCACUCGAAAUAAUUGUCUCUACAAUUCAGGAUAUGGAUCACAUAGUCGGUAUGUAAAGUUUAAUAUAUUUGAAAAUGUUGUUCAUUAUUUGCAUGAAACUGGUCUGCUUUUAACUGUUUAUUUUAUGAUUGAGUUAGUUUUCUUUGGUGUAUCACAGGAUGUGUACUAUAUAUACUGUAUACUAGAGCAUAUUUGGAUAGAAAUUUCAGGAAAGAAUAAAAACAGUAAUGUAUUAUUGGGUGUUUUUUAUCAGCCAGAUUCCGAUCCUGCUAGAAAAGUCUUGUGGCUUGAAAAAUUUGAAACAAUCUUAGCAGCAGUACAUUCAAAAUGGGAUGGUAUUUUGGCAAUAGCUGGUGACAUGAAUAUUGAUUUAAAGAAUUCUUCAACAACCGCCGAUAAAUAUGAAGCAAUAUUGCGUUCAUUUAAUCUUAACCAGCAUAUUAAAGACCCUACUUGUAAGGGCAAAUGGUUAAUUGAUCAUAUCAUAACUAACAUUCCACAUAACGUUGUAGCAACUGGUGUUCUACCUACACCUGAAGUCAGCGACCAUGACAUGCCAUAUGUUAUUGUCAAUGCAAGACUAAGUAGAUUUGAAACCAGAUUUAAAUAUAUACGAACAGUGAAAUCGUUUUGUUCUGAAGAGUAUUUGCGGGAUAUUAGCGAAUUACCAUUUUCGCUGGUAUAUGCAGUAGAUGAUCCAGACGAAAAGAUCACUAUACUAAAUUAA
This is a messenger RNA of Paramuricea clavata, 2761 nucleotides long. NCBI's taxonomy places the organism in Eukaryota, Metazoa, Cnidaria, Anthozoa, Malacalcyonacea, Plexauridae. The record is from the annotation of a GenBank genome assembly.